AUGUGGUGGUACUAUGGAAAGUACUACCAAAGCGGUGCUCUUAUCUCGCCGGGCGCAACUGGAGAUGCCCCUACUGCGACUGAAACUACGCCACUGGUUGGCGGUCAAGUGGAAGUUGCUCAGAGCCGCCUGCGUAAGGCGUGGGAGCAGGUGUGCGAGUCAGUGACUGUUUUCUUCGACCAGUUCACCCCCCUCCAGUUUGCUAUGUUCAAGUAUAUGAUCACCCUUGGCUUUGUCAUUGUUACGGGUGUGAUUGCGUGGUACUCUGUGGACGAGUCCUCCAUUCUGGCAGACCACACUGCGCUUAUCUUGAAAAAGUCUCCGGAAGAGAACCCAGUUGUUCUGCGCUGGGACGCUCAGCUGCUGGGCUGGUUAAGCGCCUUGUUGUACAUUGCAUCGCGCAUCCCCCAGAUUUUCAAAAACUGCCACACCAAGUGUGCAGGCCUGAGUCUCGCGCUCUUCGUUUUCGCGGUCGGGGGCAACGUCACUUACGUUCUGAGAAUCGCGCCGACGCGUCCGAACCCCCAAAUGCUGCACGCGUUCCUCCGAUCGCGCGUGAAAAAACGGUACGGCGCGAACAGCAAAUGA
Messenger RNA from Malassezia japonica, 588 nucleotides. RefSeq lists its product as uncharacterized. Gene Ontology annotation, cellular component: membrane. The record is from RefSeq and is a predicted model, not a curated record. The transcript has 3 exons. Lineage: Eukaryota; Fungi; Basidiomycota; Malasseziomycetes; Malasseziales; Malasseziaceae. Bases 1 to 588 code for a protein of 195 amino acids.